AGCAAGUCGUCGCAAGCCAGCCUACAAUCGAGCCGUACUUUCGAGCUUGCUGUUGGGGCUGUUCGAUCCGGCGAGUCACGGUCGCUACCUUCACAUCGCCAUGUAUCGCAACCAGUACGACAAUGAUGUUACCGUGUGGAGCCCCCAGGGCAGGCUUCACCAGGUGGAGUAUGCCAUGGAGGCUGUGAAGCAGGGCUCGGCCACCAUCGGCCUCAAGAGCAACACCCACGCCGUGCUGCUGGCCUUGAAGAGGGCCUCCUCCGAACUGUCGGCCCACCAGAAGAAGAUAAUCCCGAUUGACAACCACGUCGGGGUUUCCAUCGCGGGCUUGACGGCCGACGCCCGCCUGCUCAGCAAGUUCAUGCGCUCCGAGUGCCUCAGUAACCGCUACGCUCAUGACACGCCACUGCCCAUCAGCCGACUUGUCACGCUGCUCGGAAACAAAAUGCAGGUGUGCACUCAACGCUACGACCGCCGUCCUUAUGGAGUCGGUCUUCUGGUGGCUGGAUAUGACGACAUGGGCGCACACAUCUACCAGACCUGCCCGUCGGCAAACUUCUUCGACUGCAAGGCCAUGGCAAUAGGGGCUCGCUCUCAGUCAGCCCGCACAUACCUGGAGAAGCACUUGGACGAGUUCAAGUCGUGCAACCUGGAGGAGUUGGUGAAGCAUGGGUUGCGGGCGCUGCGCGACUGCCUUCCCAAUGAGGUGGAACUGUCAACCAAGAAUGUGUCGAUUGCCAUCGUGGGCAAGGACCACGACUUCACCAUCUACGAUGACGAUCGUGUGGCCCCCUAUCUGGCUUCAAUUGAGGGUGAAGACGACCGCCGACAGCCACCUGGUGAUGACGAUGCGCCCCCACCUGCCGCUCCUGCAGCGGAGGACAAGGGCCCAGCCGACCCCGUAGUGGCCGUAGCCACUGAGGAACGCAUGGAGCAUUGACAUUUCCUUCUUUCACUGUGGGUUCACGUACACGACUUCUUCUGGCUAAUAAAUGGUCUUAC
Molecule: messenger RNA, 1002 nt
Organism: Rhipicephalus sanguineus (brown dog tick)
Lineage: Eukaryota; Metazoa; Arthropoda; Arachnida; Ixodida; Ixodidae
Product: proteasome subunit alpha type-1
Exons: 7
Coding region: 101-940 (279 amino acids)
Biological process (GO): ubiquitin-dependent protein catabolic process
Cellular component (GO): nucleus; proteasome core complex; proteasome core complex, alpha-subunit complex
Source: RefSeq, a predicted model, not a curated record